AUGAUCCCCUGGCAUCCGCAUAUCAGGAAAGCGCCCUACAUCCCAGGUGGCUCACCUGUCAGGACAGUCAGGGCUGUCAAAGAUAUCAGUCUGCAGAACUGCAAGAUUCGGGCUUUCAUACCUGAAGGAACCCCUCCAGAAGGGUGGCUGGUGUUGUUAUAUAUCCAUGGAGGUGGAUGGACGCUUGGGAGUAUCGAUACUUUGAACUUGUUCAUAUCCCGCCAAUGCAAAGAGAACAACUGUGUUUCGGUGAUGCUGGACUAUCGCUUGGCUCCUGAGAACCCAUAUUCUGCAGUGGUCGAGGACACGGCAGAGUUCAAUGCAAAUGUGAACAAAAUCGCGGGUGGAGGGUCAUCCAGUGGCGGCAAUUUAGCUGCAAUCACAUGUCUCAAGGCGCAAGAACUCAUGCCUCCCAUUCCCAUCACCUUCCAGCUGUUGAUUGUGCCUGUGACUGACAAUACGGCAUUCAAUACCAUUUGGCUGUGCGAAGGGCGGAUGAUGUGGUUCUGCAAAAUGUACCUUCCUGACCCUGUGACCUGGACAGGACCAGACAACUUGCCUAUCUUUGCAUCAGAUGCUUUGCUUGCCAAGGUCCCGUCUGCGUUCAUUAGUGUCUGUGAACUUGAUAUUCUGCGGGAUGAAGGACUCACAUAUGGCAAAAAGUUAAAGUCGCUUGGGGUGAAGGUAGAGGCAAAGGUUUACCCAGGAGUGCUGCAUCAGAUUUUUGGGAUGGAUGCUGCGCUGAAAGUUGGGAAGCAGCAGGCUGACGACGCCAUCAAGGCUGUGGGAGAUGCUUUCAAAGCAGCAUAG
Messenger RNA from Suillus fuscotomentosus, 810 nucleotides. Its product is annotated as Alpha/Beta hydrolase protein. The transcript is spliced from 7 exons. Bases 1 to 810 code for a protein of 269 amino acids. Lineage: Eukaryota; Fungi; Basidiomycota; Agaricomycetes; Boletales; Suillaceae. Gene Ontology annotation, molecular function: hydrolase activity. The record is from RefSeq and is a predicted model, not a curated record.